Lentinula edodes (shiitake mushroom) is the source of this 513-nucleotide messenger RNA. RefSeq lists its product as uncharacterized. Bases 1 to 513 code for a protein of 170 amino acids. The transcript has 3 exons. The record is from RefSeq and is a predicted model, not a curated record. NCBI's taxonomy places the organism in Eukaryota, Fungi, Basidiomycota, Agaricomycetes, Agaricales, Omphalotaceae.
AUGGCUGACUCUAAGACUUCAGCUAUAACUAUCUCUGCACAUCUCCUCCGAAAGGAUAGUGCCCAAGUUUAUACGAAGGGACAAAAAUAUGUUCAAAUUUUACCACAAGAAAUGACGCAAUUCGUUCCAUCGUACGCAGGAGCAGAUGGGUUUAUUUUCACAGUCAAGAACCACCUGGAUCGUCUUUUCAUGAAGGAGGACAGCAUUGCUCAAUACCAUAUAUUGGUGCCGGUAAAUGUCGGGAGCGACGAUUUAGAAUAUUUCGGAAUAUACCGAUUACACGCCAUGACUUUACAGGAAUUCAAUUCGCAAACUCAAGACAUCAAAGAAAUCAUUGCUCGCUGGAUCAUAAAAGAGAGGUUUCUCGAAGAAGACGAGAGUGAAGUUAUUGGUAAUCUAACCAAAGCAAAAGAAAAUUUACCGGUGGUGAUGAUGAAUUUUGAUAGAUUUGACUCGACUUUUGCUACAUUGUUGAAAAAUUUGGUGAAAACAGAUUCCGGAAAGACGACUUGA